Molecule: messenger RNA, 651 nt
Organism: Aspergillus tubingensis
Lineage: Eukaryota; Fungi; Ascomycota; Eurotiomycetes; Eurotiales; Aspergillaceae
Exons: 4
Coding region: 1-651 (216 amino acids)
Source: RefSeq, a predicted model, not a curated record
AUGCCUGAUAGAAACAGGGAUAGUUUCCGGCCAGACAUGCCGGCGUACUUUGGGGGCGCCAUGAUGCCGAGUCGAUCAAACCAAACAGCGCUGGGACUGCGCACGAAAUCCGGGGAACUGGGUGGAGCGCAACUUGAGCCGUCCCAGAGGGGGGCACACCCACGGGGAAAGAUUGGAAGCGUCUUAGCCCUCCACAUCUCAGCGGAUUCACCCAUGGGUAUGGACCUGCGACUGACAUCACAGGCCAGUGGUGCGAAUGGGCAACCGCCAACUGUCCACGACAGGAUCUUCGGUGAGCAGCACGAUGGUUUCGGGGCAGGUUGCGCGAUGAUGCCACGGCCGCGGGUAGGCUUGAACACGGCUGGAGAUCGCCACCGGGAACGGUCGCCAAUCGACGGUGCCACCGAAGCUUUCCCGACCUCCCGCGGCAUUCGGUCCAGUGGCGGAGGGGGUGGAGAUGAUGGUGGGUGGUGGUGUGGUACUGCUGCUGGUCGUAGUCGUUUGUGUGUGGACGAACCGAACCUAUCGGCCACAGCGGAAUUCCUAGGCAUCACCAUACGCUGGCAGAGAAGCAUUGGUAUGCUGAGCAUAACAGGACCGAAGUGCGAGUGGAACCUUCGCCACUUUUUGCACAAUGCGCUCGCUGCUUGA